CAUCUUUCUUAUUUAUUCCGGUCUAUUAUUUUAAGCUGCUAAAUUUUUAUUGGGUAGGCGAUUUUAUCAAACUGAAAAUAAUAAUUUAAAAAGACACUCACUAAUUUUUUAAAAGACGCAUCCAGUGCUCUUUUGUGUGUGUUUUAUUUAUUUUUAUAUUUUUUAAUUUUUUAGGGUGAAAGAAAAAAGAAAAAAAAGAGAAAGCAUAGGAAAUGGAGAGAGAAAGAAAGAAAGAAGAAGAAGCUCUUCUCUCUAUCCCUCUCUUUUCUCACGAUUUUAUCUUUCUGUCUUUUUUUCUCGCCAGAUUUUCUCGGAAUCCAAACACACUCUCUGAGCUUCGCUUCUUCUUCUCCCUUGAGAUCUGAGGCGACUCUCUCUUUCUCUCUCUAUAUCCGUUCUCUCUUUCUCUCUCUAACCGAAACUGAUUCCUUCUUUCGUCGUCUUCUUCAGUUGCUUCAGCAAAGUGGCUCUCUUUGCCAAAAUAGAGAAAUAUUCUAUGCUAGUUGGAUUGAUGGGUAUUUGAAGAUAAAUAGAGAAUCGGAUUGCUGAGGAAGCGAUCUUUUAUCUAUUUAGUCGGUUGUAUGUUUCUUUGUUUGUGUAGUUUUUGUGCUAUAAAGGAGUGAUCUUUUUUGCUGAAAUGAAUGGAAGAUAAUUAAAAACUUCUCUUUUGAAUGAAUUUUACUUCUGAGAGUAGAUGUUCUAUUUGAAGCUCGUCUUACCUGCAGUGUCUCUUGUAAGCUUUAUCCUUUGGCUGAUUGAAGUCAACAACUUAGGCACACACCUUGAAGAAGAAACGACAAGAUGAAUCACUUGACUGUUGAGACUGAAGAUUCUUUUGCUGGCUUGCUUGAGCUUGCAGCCAAUAACGAUGUGGAUGGUUUCAAACGAAUGAUUGAGUGUGAUCCUUCCUCUGUGGAUGAGGUUGGGCUGUGGUAUGGCCGUCGGAAGGGAUCAAAGCAGAUGGUCAAUGAACAAAGAACACCUUUGAUGGUUGCUGCUAUCUAUGGUAGCAUCGAUGUUAUGAGAAUGAUUCUUUCACUCUCUGAAGCUGAUAUCAACCGGCCUAGUGGUGCUGACAAGAGCACUGCCCUUCAUUGUGCAGCAUCCGGUGGUUCCGAAAAUGCUGUGGAUGCUGUGAAGCUGCUUCUUGCGGCAGGUGCUGAUCCAAAUUCUGUGGAUGCCAAUGGGCAUCGCCCCAUAGAUGUUAUUGUUUCUCCUCCUAAGCUUGAGUCUGUCAAAAACAGUCUUGAAGAACUUCUUCAAACUGAUGAUUCUAUUACUGGGUGUAAUUUGAGGGUAAUCACAACCACAUUUAAUUCAUAUUCUCCACCUUUGUCAACUUCACCGGAGAAUGGAUCCCCUUCUGCACCAGAUUUCCAAUUGAAGUUAAAGUCAAGUGAUGUCCCUGCAUCGUCUGUGUCUGAGAAGAAAGAAUAUCCGGUUGAUCCAUCCCUUCCGGACAUUAAGAACAGUAUUUAUUCAACCGACGAGUUCCGAAUGUAUUCAUUCAAGGUUCGACCUUGUUCCCGUGCUUAUUCCCAUGAUUGGACUGAAUGCCCUUUUGUGCAUCCAGGAGAGAAUGCUCGGAGAAGGGACCCAAGGAAGUACCAUUAUAGUUGUGUCCCUUGUCCUGAUUUUCGAAAGGGUGCUUGCCGGCGGGGAGAUAUGUGUGAAUAUGCUCAUGGAGUUUUUGAGUGCUGGCUUCAUCCAGCACAAUACAGGACUCGUCUUUGCAAGGAUGGGACAAGUUGUUCCAGAAGAGUUUGCUUCUUUGCCCACACUGCUGAAGAGCUUCGGCCCUUAUAUGUUUCAACUGGUUCUGCGGUUCCCUCUCCUCGUUCAAGCACGUCUUCGGCCAUGGACUUUGCUGCGGCCAUGAGCAUGUUGCCUGGCUCUCCUUCUUCGAUGUCUGUCAUGUCUCCUUCACCAUUCACUCCGCCAAUGUCACCUUCUGCAAAUGGCAUGUCGCACUCCUCUGUUGCAUGGCCGCAGCCAAAUGUUCCAGCCUUGCAUCUUCCAGGAAGUAACCUUCAGUCUAGUCGGCUGAGAUCUUCUCUCAAUGCUAGAGAUAUCCCUAUGGAUGACUUUGACAUGUUGUCUGAUUAUGAUCAGCAGCAGCAGCUCAUGAAUGAGUUGUCUUGCCUCUCUCCACAGCCUAUGAAUUCUAAUUCACUAAAUCGCUCUGGUCGCAUGAAGCCGCUGACUCCGUCAAACCUUGAUGAUCUUUUUUCUGCUGAGAGUUCUUCUCCUCGUUUUGCCGAUCCAGCUCUGACAUCAACUGUCUUUUCUCCAACUCACAAAUCAGCCGUCUUCAAUCAAUUUCAGCAGCAGCAAAGCUUGUUGUCACCUAUUAAUACAAAUUUCUCGUCUAAAAAUGUUGAUCAUCAUUUAUUGCAGGCCUCUUUUGGGGUUCAGGCAUCAGGAAGAAUGUCUCCGCGAACUGUGGAACCAAUUUCUCCAAUGAGCUCUAGGCUUUCGAUGCUAGCUCAACGCGAGAAGCAGCAACAGUUUCGGAGCCUUAGCUCCCGGGAACUUGGCUCCAACUCUGCUACUGCAGCAGCAGCUGCUUCCGUCAAUUCUUGGUCAAAAUGGGGAUCCCCCAAUGGUAAGGUGGAUUGGGCAGUAGGUGCUGAUGAAUUAGGUGGUGGUGGUAAGCUGCGUAGAUCUUCGUCAUUUGAGCUCGGCAACAAUGGGGAGGAGCCUGAUUUGUCAUGGGUGCAGUCACUCGUCAAGGAAUCUCCAACUGAAAUUAAAGAGAAGUUGGCCACUAAUGUCUCCAGUGCUGCAGCUGCUGGAUCCUUGAAUGAAGGAUCAAAUAUGGGAACACAAAUGGAGUCUGUUGAUCAUGCCGUAUUGGGAGCAUGGCUCGAACAGAUGCAGCUUGACCAUCUUGUGGCACAGCAAAAUUAAUUGGUUUUGCUGUCCCUGAGGUAGUUAACAACAGAAAAAGGUUACAGUAAAUAAUAUAUAAGCUUUUUUGAAGUUUUGUUAUUCCUGGAAGACUAAGGAAGCAGUAAGAAAAAGAAUCUCCGAGGAAAAUUCAUUUUCAAUUUUAGUGUUACCAAAGAAGUAACUUUUAGAAGGGUCAGAAAACCACUGGGUUUGCAUUCAAACAAUUAAUCCCAGUGUAGGUUUUUUGCCUGCCAAUCUUUUCGAAUUUUAGGUUCACAUUCCUGUCAUUUUUUCCUUCUGAGGAGCAAAUGUUCUAUCAAAAAAUCAAGCCCUAUUCCUAAGUUUGAUCUAUAUCUUUACUUUUUUACCAUUUUAUUUUGGGGGUAGAAAACGAGAUUACAAAUGGUCAUUGGAUUUAAUUUCCUUGAAUCUCCAUUUUGAUCCAGUUUUGGGGAUGAGAACACAGGAUGUUGGGUAUGAUAUUUCUCAUGUAAUUUGCAAUCAAUAAUUGUGGAUUCUGGGUAAAUUAGGAAUAUUUGAAGGUUGAUCCUUUGGUCAUGUAACAUUCAAUUAAAGUUUAUUGCCAUAUUAUUUUAAUAUCUUACUUUC
Arachis ipaensis is the source of this 3501-nucleotide messenger RNA. RefSeq names its product CCCH-type zinc finger protein with ARM repeat domain-containing protein (gene OXS2). Gene Ontology annotation, molecular function: metal ion binding; protein binding. The record is from RefSeq and is a predicted model, not a curated record. Lineage: Eukaryota; Viridiplantae; Streptophyta; Magnoliopsida; Fabales; Fabaceae.